This is a messenger RNA of Morus notabilis, 923 nucleotides long. Its product is annotated as diphthamide biosynthesis protein 3-like. The transcript is spliced from 3 exons. The record is from RefSeq and is a predicted model, not a curated record. Gene Ontology annotation, molecular function: metal ion binding. Gene Ontology annotation, cellular component: nucleus; cytosol. Gene Ontology annotation, biological process: protein histidyl modification to diphthamide; tRNA wobble uridine modification. Lineage: Eukaryota; Viridiplantae; Streptophyta; Magnoliopsida; Rosales; Moraceae. The coding region runs from base 166 to 417 and encodes 83 amino acids.
UCUCUCUUCUCUACAUCUUCUUCAACUCGACCCGUCUGGACCGCCGCGCCGCCCACAGAGGAGGAGGUCAUUAUCAAACCAAUCUUCAGCUGAAGUCACUUUCAUUCUCUUUAGUCUCGCCCUCUCCCGUGGAGAUUUAGAAGAAGCAAGAAGACGCCUAAAACGAUGUCUUACGACGACGUGGAGAUCGAAGACAUGGAGUGGAACCAGGAGCUCCAGGCGUAUACGUACCCAUGUCCAUGCGGAGACUUGUUUCAGAUCACCAAGGAAGAUCUCAAACUCGGCGAGGAGAUCGCUCGUUGCCCAAGCUGUUCGCUUUACAUCACUGUCAUUUAUAAUCUCGAGGAUUUUGCCGGAGAUUCUGACCAGAAAAUGAAGAAGGCCGUUGACCCGCCUAAACCUAUCGCCGUUGCCUGAAAUUCAGUUCAAUGUUGAAAGAGGUGAAAAGGGUUGCGAAGCAUGAAACAAAGAAGUCCGAGGAAAAAGAAUAACUUAGAGAUAAUCAAAUCUGAAAUAGUGAGGAAAAAGAACAAGAAGAGUUGGGAACAAGGAGUGGGAAAAAGGGAAACGUAGUGCUCCAAGCCUUUUGUCGAUGUUUCCAGAGAUUGAGAACUUGGCAAGCAUGGUUUCAGGAAGCAAAGACAAUGAAGAUCGCCAUGAGCCAGGCGCGAGCUUCCCCCGGGGUUGCAUUAAUGCAAAUUAUAGAGGAUGGAAACCUAUGUAUUUCUAAACCAUUUACUGGGCCUUAUUUUUCUGUUAGUAAGCAGGAUUGGUUUAAGAUACCAAUACUUUUAACAGUUUGACACAAAGCAAGCAAGGUUUUGCUAUCAUUUUUCAUUUAAACAAGUGCACCUUAAUUUGCCAUCAUGUUUGUUCUUCUGGGUUGCGCUGUAAAUGGUUAGUUUACUAGAAAACUGGACCUG